AGCUAACUUAGCUCUGCUGUGUGUGUAUCUAUGUGAGUGUUGGCAGUGUUGGUGUCGGUGGUCUGUGCCGCCAAAGAGUUAUCAGGCAACCGGACAAGCCUCUCGCACACUUUGUAUUCGCCGAGCGACGUGUUCGGACGCUUCAAAUACAAGCUACAAAACAAGAAAAUAAAAAUGAAGAAUGCCUACUAAAAGCGACACCGGGACCUAAGCGAGUGGCACCCGUCCGAACUGAUUGAGCGGCUAUCGAGACGACCGGGACGGUCUGUGAUUGCCCACCGGUUGAUCCACAAAUUGCAUUCUCCAGUGCCAUGGAUUCAGAGCAGUAUAAGGUAGACGUACACUACAUGGACGGCAGCAACGGCAGCAGCCACCACUGGCACGUCAUAACGAAAGCGGGAGACUCGGACUGCAGGGCACGAGACGGGGACGGUGGUGGCUGGAGGCUCCUGGAAGUAUCGCUUUCCGGCGGUGCGCCGUGGGGCUUUACGCUCCGCGGUGGCCUGGAGCAUCGCGAACCCCUGCUCAUCACCAAGGUGGAGGCGGCCAGCAAGGCGGCAGCUGUGGGCCUGCAGGCGGGGGAUGAGCUCGUCAACAUUAACGAGAUUCCCCUGAGCGGAUUCAGGCAGGAGGCAAUCUGCUUGGUGAAAGGCUCCCACCGGACGCUCAGUCUCAUGGUGAAAAGGCGCACUGAACCCAUAAGCAGGCCGCACUCCUGGCACUCCACUAAGUUCAGCGAAGGGCAAUCUGAGUCAGCCAAAACACAAUCUUCUCCACCCUCGGCGGUUGUGUGGCACGCCACAUACGAUGCGACUUCGUCGUCAACUGACCUGUCCUCCGGUUGGGAGCAAACCAACCUCUGCAGGGUUUCGGACCAGUUCAGCUCUCUUGGCAGCAUGGACAGCCUAGAGCACGUCCCCCACCCGUACCCGGCUGGUCAGUUGUCCCUUGCUAAGUCCAACAACAGCAUGGAGCACCUUGGAGGCGGCGGCAGUGGCAAACGAGACUCUGCCUACAGCUCGUUCUCCACCAGCUCUGGCACGCCGGACUUCACGCUCUCAAAGAGCAACGCCGCCUCCACUGAGAACGUGCUGUAUAAAGUUAGCCAGUGGGAUGCCGGAGGAAGGCCCGUCAAUGGCAGGAGCGGCCAAAGUCUGAUGGAGGGAGUCAAACAGGAUGACAGGCUGACGUACUUUCAGAUGCCGGGAGGCUGCGACGCCCCCCAAGCUGACGACCAGGCUGGCUCCCUCCAUGCCACUUCCGGUAGAACAAGUUGUGGACCUGUCUGGUAUGUUCCAGACAAAAAGACAAGCUCCUCCCCUUCACCACCACUGCCGCUCCCGCCAGCACGCAGUGACAGUUUUGCCGCGACCAAGGAAAGAGGCCUCGUCGCAGCUCAUCCCGAGCCUCCCAAUUCACGCACUCCAGGGAAGCCUUCUACUGAAGAUCGCAGUGGCCAAAACCUGUCCCCGAAACACGACAGGGCAGGUUUUUACUCUCACGUCCAGUUCAACUCAAACAAGCAGCACUCCCUCUCCACCUGUGAUGUCCGGCAAGGUCAUCCCGCACAUCACAAACAUCACGGCGACAAAAGCACUUUUCCUGCACAACCGUGGCCUGCGACUGCUCCCAAGCCACUGAAUGUCGGGGGCUACUUCUCCAGCAUGCAGGAGCUGCACACUAAUGGUUCCGCUCAACCCGCCAGCCUGAACACCAGAAGGAAUUUAAGCACAUCUCAAGCAUUUGCUCCCAAAGACCCAAACAUUGAGAGCGCUGGGCAAAGCCGACACUACUGUGUCACUAAGUCGCAGCCUGUAUUGGGGAAACCAGAGGACAGGCAAAAUUUGGCCAGCCUCAACUUAACCCAGACUGGAAACGAACAGAAUUCUCAACAAGGAGUCACCAAAGCAAAAUAUUCUCCACAACAGCAGUACUCCUCAAAUGGGAGAGAAACGAACGGAUACAGCAAACAACACGUGACCUCUGCUGUGGAAACCUCAUCCCCGAAAGCCAUUGCCGAUGACCUCAGGAGCCAGAGGGGACAAAGUUCACAAAAUGAAGAAGCUCCGUACCCGAGUUGUCCCCCGAUCAGACUCUCGAACCAACGGCGAUCCCUUCCCCUGCAUCACAGAGAAUUCCCCCAAGAUAGAAGACACCACAGCCAGGCCAGCGACAAGAUCUGCCCCCAGACAACCCCCAUCCUCCAUUCGCUGGCCACGGACACCAAGGACGAGACCUCAAAAGCUUUCGACCCGGAGGAGACGGUCGAGUCCAAGCAGAUGCGACGCAACGACCGCUUUGCCACCACCUUAAAAAACGAAAUCCAGAUGAGAAGAGCCAACCUGCAGAAGAGUAAGAGUGCGGCGACUCUUCCCGAUGAGAACCAAGACCACCAGGAUGUGUGGAAAUCCAAUCAGAGCUCCACCCCCGCAUUGGCAGACAGCCCCUUCACAAACACAUACAAGGAUAACUUGAAGGAAGCACAAGCUCGGGUCCUUAAAGCUACUUCCUUCAGAAGGAAAGACCUGGAACCCGUAGCGGUGGAACACUCGUCAGCUGACGCCAUACCCAGUUAUCCUUCCUCUGCGAUGGCCAGGAAAGAUCUGACUCCUCUUCCGACACUUUCAGAGGUGGGGACCAAUAAAUCCGCGCCUUUGCGCAUUGGCGGACGGAAGCGCUUCGGAGUAGAAAAGAAGGUAAAGUCCUUCUCUGAACCGGACAAAAUCCAUGAAGUUGGAGUAAAAGAAGAAGAAAGCACAAGCUCUUUCCCAGACCGACAGAACGAGAAAUCAACUGUGCCCGGCCACACGUCUCCCAACACAGAGAAUUCCAUUGACCCCACAGUCCGAAUUUUUCCCAGUGAAACGGAGCCCACGCCGAAAGGGACAAUGAGCGGGGACGACCCCCCGGGCGGUCCAACAUACUCCAUCCUGGAUCAGAAACGACUUGGCACCUUCGCCGAGUACGAGGCCAGGUGGAACAUCCAAAAGAAACCUCCUGAGACAAGAGCCUCCGGACGAUUCCGGUCCGCCGACAACAUUCUGGAUCCGAGCUCGAAGGAGAGUGUCAAACCUGCCUGUUUUCACGAGAGGUCCCGAUCUUCACCUUCAGCUGAAUUCUAUGGACAGACUACUCAUGGCCCCGCAAUAACGCCGGAGAAGGAAUAUUCCCAGAUGGAGGACAAACCUGCUGGGCCACUCAACUCUGCCUCAAGCUUCCUGGAGGACUGCAAAGUAAGAGAGAAGCCUGCCGAGCGCGAGCGACCCCCUCCCGCGACGGGGCACAGAACCUCGACAGCUGCUACAGCCGCUGUCAACGACAGAGCAGCAGAGUCGGCACGCUCUCAGGUGACGGAGCACGCCGAGCCUCCCCCGCCCAGGUGCCCCGACAUCAACCCAGACGAGGCGACGCGUCCCCAAAGUCACACCCAGAACAGCGAGGCUAAAAAACCAGCCGGCAAAGUGCAAGUUGCUGCCGUUGCGCGUCACACGCCAGCGCACACUCCCUCCGACAGGACGCCGGCUGCCAUGGAGGCACGGCGCUCGCCUUCCCCGCACUUUUCCCCACAGAGACUCAGCGACAAGCCGCCCGUCUCACUUCAGGACCACGAUUCAAACGGAUUGGGAGCCAGUGGGCAGGACUCGGUCUUCUGCACUUUCACUCGGCAGAAAGAACUUGAUGAACCUGGUGUGACUUCGGACCAGGGCGAGAGGGACGCCGCCACCCCGACGAUGUCUGAAGAGCAGAAGAGGGAGGAGCUGGCCCGCGACAUCAUGGACAAGGACAAGUCGCUGGCUGACAUCCUGGACCAGAGCAAGAUGAAAACCACCAUGGACCUGAUGGAGGGCCUGUUCCCUCAGGGCGAGCAGCUGCUGGAAGGAGCUCACCAACGCAAGAAAGCACCCGCCAAACCCCCGAACGCCACCCGGCAGGCUGAGGAAAGGGAGAAGGAAGACAGCAUGGCGGCGGCGGUUGCCUUGGUGACCAGCUCUGCGUAUUACAGCACGUCGGCCCCCAAAGCUGAGCUUCUCAUCAAAAUGAAAGACAUGCAGGAGCAGAACGAGGACUAUGACGACUCGGAGGACGAACUGGACAUGGAUCUGGCGAACAAGAAACAAGAGCUGAUGGACAGCCUGAGCAAGAAGCUUCAGGUCCUGCGCGAAGCCCGCCAAAGCCUGCAGGAGGACGUGCUGGACAACAACGCGCUGGGAGACGAGGUGGAGGCUCGCGUCCAGCAGGUGUGCAAGCCCAACGAGCUGGACAAGUUCCGCAUGUUCGUGGGCGACCUGGACAAGGUGGUGAGCCUGCUGCUCUCGCUGUCGGGCCGCCUGGCCAGGGUGGAGAACGCCCUCAACAGCUUGGACGAGGAGGCCACGCCCGAGGAGCGGCGCACGCUGACGGAGAAGCGCAAGCUGCUGAUACGGCAGCACGAGGACGCCAAGGAGCUGAAGGACAACCUGGAUCGGCGCGAGCGGGCCGUUUACGACAUCCUGGCCAGCUACCUGCCCGAGGACGGCAUGGCCGACUACGAGCACUUUGUCAAGAUGAAGUCGGCGCUCAUCAUCGAGCAGCGCAAGCUGGAGGACAAAAUCAAGCUGGGCGAAGAGCAGCUCAAGUGCCUGCUGGACAGUUUGCCCAUCGAGCAGCGCUUGGCUUUUUGAAAGGCUUGCUGUGAGGUGCACCUCGCCUCCACCGGGGGCCGCCAGAGUCUGAGGUAUUUCUCUGUCAGCCCCAACACGGCUGCCUGAAGAAAGAUGCUGCUUUUUCUCGGCACCUGUGUUGAAUGCAGUGAAACCCUGUUUAUCGUGGGGGGAUACGCUACACACUCACCCGUGAUCCAUGAAAACCUGCGGUAUGAAGAGACCAGAUUAAAAAAUGUUUUCCUUUUUUUUUUUUUUCCUUUUUUUUUUUGGGCCACCCAAAAUAGAAGAGAUUGAAACAUUGCACAGUGGUGCCUUGAGACACAAGUGAACAAGCUUACGAGUUUUUUUGUUUUGUUUUUUUGGUUUGACUUGCAAACAUUUGACAUGUAAUCACGGUAUGGUGACAGUUACCACAGUUCACUUUGUUCGCAGCAAGUAGCAAUUUGGCUGAUCGGGAAAAAUUUACCAAGCAAAAAAUUUCAAGUUAUUUAAAUGCCACUCCCUUGAAGUUUACCAUCAAACUGAACAAAACACCAAAACAACUUCGCCUUCUGCCAGCUCAAUAUUAACGCACAGUGCAAAAUGGCACAGAUGGCCUAAUGAAUAGCAUCACUAGGUGUGCUGUUAAAGUCCUUGAAGCAACAGAUAUUUGGACACAAACGGUGCCUCAACACACAGACAGACAAUUGAGUAAUACAAUUCUCACAGGCAUAUAUUCUUUAUCCUCCGAGAAAGCCGACAAAUUAUAGCAGCGAACUGAGUCACAGUCCGUGUGAAACUUUUUCAUUUGACUGCAUGACUGCAUUACUCUGCCCCUCAGUGGCUAAGUCACACACAUCAGAAGGUGCCAAAUAAAUUCCUCGUGAUGCACAAACAAA
Hippocampus comes (tiger tail seahorse) is the source of this 5521-nucleotide messenger RNA. Its product is annotated as protein Shroom2-like. Gene Ontology annotation, cellular component: cortical actin cytoskeleton; adherens junction; apical junction complex. Gene Ontology annotation, molecular function: actin filament binding. The transcript has 11 exons. The record is from RefSeq and is a predicted model, not a curated record. The coding region runs from base 312 to 4661 and encodes 1449 amino acids. Gene Ontology annotation, biological process: actin filament organization. Lineage: Eukaryota; Metazoa; Chordata; Actinopteri; Syngnathiformes; Syngnathidae.